AUGGAGGAAGAACGGCGAGUUCUGUUCGGGAAAUACGAGAUUGGGAGGCUACUAGGCAAAGGAACCUUCGCUAAAGUCUACUACGGCAAGGAGAUCAUCGGCGGCGAGAGCGUCGCCAUCAAAAUCAUCAACAAAGACCACGUCAUGAAGAGAGAAGGCAUGAUGGAUCAAAUCAAGCGAGAGAUCUCCAUCAUGAGGCUCGUUCGUCACCCCAACAUCGUCGAGCUGAAAGAAGUCAUGGCGACGAAGAAGAAGAUCUUCUUCAUCAUGGAGUUCGUCAGAGGCGGCGAGCUUUUCGCCAAAGUCGUCAAAGGAAAGCUUAAAGAAGACGCAGCGCGGAAAUAUUUCCAGCAGCUGAUCUCAGCCGUUGAUUUCUGUCACAGCAGAGGCGUUUCUCAUCGGGAUCUGAAACCGGAGAAUCUCCUCGUGGACGAGAACGGAGACCUCAAGGUCUCCGAUUUCGGACUCUCGGCGUUGCCGGAGCAGCUUCUCCAGGACGGAUUGUUGCACACGCAGUGCGGUACGCCGGCUUACGUGGCGCCGGAGGUUCUUCGGAAGAAGGGAUACGACGGCGCUAAGGCGGAUAUCUGGUCGUGCGGCGUGAUUCUGUACGUGCUUCUCGCCGGAUUUCUGCCGUUUCAGGAUGAGAAUCUGAUGAACAUGUAUCGGAAGAUUUUCAAAUCGGAGUUCGAGUUUCCGCCGUGGAUUUCCCCGGAGGCGAGGAGGCUGAUUUCGAAGCUUCUCGUCGUCGAUCCCGAGAGACGGAUCUCGAUCGCGGCGAUUAUGCGCACGCCGUGGUUUCGGAAAGGAUUCAAGCCUCCGAUCGCUUUCAAGCUCGACGAGCCGAUCAAUUCUCCCGAUUACGACGAGGAUCAUCAGAGGAUAGACGACGGAGACGACGGCGAGGAGUCGCCGAUCUCGCCGAAAUUCUACAACGCGUUCGAAUUCAUCUCGUCGAUGUCGUCGGGAUUCGAUCUGUCGAGCAUGUUCGAGAGCAAGAGGAAGCUGAGGUCGAUGUUCACGUCGCGGUGGUCGGCGUCGGAGAUAAUGGCGAAGAUCGAAGGGAUCGGGAAGGAGAUUGAUAUGAAGGUGAAGAAGACGAAGGAUUGCAAGGUGAAGAUGCAGGGGAAAACGGAGGGGAGGAAAGGACCGAUCUCGGUGACGGCGGAGGUGUUCGAGGUGGCGCCGGAGGUGGCGCUCGUGGAGUUCUGCAAAUCGGCGGGAGACACUCUGGAGUACAAUAGGUUAUACGAAGAACAAGUCAGGCCGGCGUUGACGGACAUCGUGUGGUCGUGGCACGGCGACAAUAAUAAUAAUAGUAUUACUACGAUUAAUAAUAAUAUUAAUAUUAUAAAUCAUAAUAAUGAUAACUAUAUUAGCGAUGGAAGCUUUGGUAGUGACUGUGAGAGAAUAUGA
Molecule: messenger RNA, 1416 nt
Organism: Microthlaspi erraticum
Lineage: Eukaryota; Viridiplantae; Streptophyta; Magnoliopsida; Brassicales; Brassicaceae
Source: the annotation of a GenBank genome assembly